Molecule: messenger RNA, 2300 nt
Organism: Epinephelus moara (kelp grouper)
Lineage: Eukaryota; Metazoa; Chordata; Actinopteri; Perciformes; Serranidae
Gene: parvaa
Product: parvin, alpha a
Exons: 13
Coding region: 247-1365 (372 amino acids)
Biological process (GO): establishment or maintenance of cell polarity; substrate adhesion-dependent cell spreading; cilium assembly
Cellular component (GO): actin cytoskeleton; focal adhesion; cytoplasm
Molecular function (GO): actin binding
Source: RefSeq, a predicted model, not a curated record
AGUGGAGCCUCCACUUCCCACGGCCAGCAGCCCUCCUCCUCUUCCUCCUCCUCCUCCUCUUCCUCCUUCACAGAGGAGGGGCCACCCUUCAGCCAACUUCAGGAGAAAAUGUCUGGAAUUCCGUUUCCGCUUUAGGGAGUGGACGGUGAUUUUUUUUUUUCACUUGACUUUCCAACCAACUUUCAUUUCCACGACCACUCGGACAGUUUAGUGUGAACUGUCCCGGAUUAAAUCACCGUCACCACCAUGGCUUCUUCGCCUCAGAAGUCCCCGUCCUCUCCGAAAUCUCCGACGCCCAAAUCUCCGUCCUCCAGAAAGAAAGAUGACUCUUUCCUGGGAAAACUUGGUGGAACUUUGGCAAGAAGGAAAAAGGCAAAAGAAGUGUCUGAGCUUCAGGAAGAGGGGAUAAACGCCAUCAACCUGCCUCUCAGCCCUUCUCACUAUGAGCUGGACCCUGAGGACACCAUGCUAGAGGAGAAUGAAGUGCGCACCAUGGUGGACCCCAACUCCAAGAAUGACCGCAAACUGCAGGAGCUCAUGAAGGUGUUGAUCGACUGGAUAAAUGACGUUCUGGUGGGGGAGAGGAUCAUUGUGAAGGAUCUGGCUGAAGAUUUGUAUGAUGGACAGGUGCUGCAGAAACUGUUUGAAAAGCUGGAGGGUGAGAAACUGAACGUGGCAGAGGUGACCCAGUCGGAGAUCGCCCAGAAACAGAAGCUGCAGACUGUUCUAGAGCGCAUCAAUGACUCGCUCAAACUCUCCACCAGGAACAUUCGCUGGAAUGUUGACUCGGUUCAUGCUAAGAGUAUAGUUGCCAUCCUGCACUUGCUGGUGGCACUGUCGCAACACUUCAGAGCACCGAUCAGAUUGCCAGACCAUGUCUCCAUUCAAGUAGUGGUUGUCCAGAAAAGAGAAGGCAUCCUCCAGUCCAGACAAGUUCAAGAGGAAAUCACUGGCAACACAGAGGCUUUCUCUGGCAGACAUGAGCGCGACGCUUUCGACACCCUGUUUGACCACGCUCCAGAUAAACUGAAUGUCGUCAAAAAGACAUUGAUCACGUUUGUGAACAAACACCUCAACAAGCUCAACCUUGAGGUGUCUGAAUUGGACACACAGUUUGCAGAUGGUGUUUAUCUGGUGUUGCUGAUGGGGCUGUUGGAGGGAUAUUUUGUGCCGCUCUACAACUUUUUCCUCACCCCAGAGAAUUUUGACCAAAAGGUCCACAAUGUGUCCUUUUCCUUUGAACUGAUGCAGGACGGAGGUCUGGAGAGACCAAAGCCCCGACCAGAGGAUAUAGUGAACUGUGACCUUAAAUCGACACUCCGCGUGCUCUACAACCUCUUCACCAGGUACAGGAAUGUAGACUGAGCACCAUGUGUGGCGGAGGAGAGAACACUUUAUACCGUGGACCACAUGUUAAAGCUUAAAAAAUAUCUUUUCCUUCUAUUGGUCUUACAAGUCUGUUUUUAUCUGCAUGCAUGCAUCACAUUUUGUCCCUGUUGGAUAAUGUACCACACACAAAUCUGUAUUAUUUUCUUUCUUUUUCUUUGACAUUCAGCUUGUGUGCCACAAAAUGUUUGACUUUUUAUGGUAAAUUGGGCAUUGCUAGACAAUACUACAGACAUGUAUAAAAACAAUAAGAUAGCCAUGAUUAAUUCUGUAAUGAUUUCCAUCACCCUGUAUUGAUAUAAAGGGAAGAUUUUAGAUGAACACAUUUAUCUUUUAAUUCAGAAAAGAAACUGUUUAACUGUAUUUAUUAUAAAUUUUGAUACACUUGUCCUUUCUCACCUUUCCAGCUUUCAUUUUCUCCUCUCUGCUCUUGUUUAUGUCAUUCAUAAGUGCCUUUAUUUAAACAUGUGAACACUGUCAGCUCCCAGUAUUUAAUAUUGGGAUGCAUGUGCUCCACAGUUAUAGUCUUAACGUCCCACAUUUCCUUUGCAUGUGUGGAGCGACAUAUGAAAUAUUUGACCAAAGCUCUGCUGCAUUCACACUGUAAAGGCUUUACUCAGCAACCACUCGCUUUCUAGUAUUUUAUUUAGGUAAAUCACCAUUAUAUAAUCACUCUGCUUUUUGUGGUUAAAUACAUCAUAUAUAUCAUAUUUUAAUACACAUUAGAUUCCUCUCCUUUCUGCAAGGCAAAUGAAAACUGACUUAAUAUAUUUUGUUGUGUUCUACUUUCAAGGCAUUUUCACUUUUUCAAACAACAAAUGCAGCAACCGUCUGUGGUUCAAGCUACCGACACAUUCUCUAUCAUGUAUGUAUGUUUUAAUGCAUUUUAUUCAAUAAAUUGUUCAGUCCCUGAA